UGCUCACUCUCUCUCUUGCUGGCGCCAUGUCUGCAGAAGACCCUUUCGGAGACGCACCUGCUGCCGAGUUUGACGGCGGUACCAUUCCGGUCAUGAAGCUGAAGGAUCCCGAGCCCGGCAACGGUCUGCAGAUGCGGUUUUCUCUCGAUGAUAUCCCCAAGAUGGACCUACUGGGCAAGUCUGACCCUCAGCUGCUGGUCUUUCUGAUGGACCAUGAUGAGCACUGGAUUCUGUACGGCAAGACUGAGUGGCAGAAGGACAAGACGUCAGCGGUCUUCGACACGCCUGUCACCAUUCCCAUCGAUGACGAGUUCAAGGAGGUCAAGAUCCAGGCGUGGGAUCUGGACAAGUUCAAGCCCGACCAGAUUGACGUCAUGUCGAAUCAUGAUCUCAUCGGCACGGUCACCAUCAACAUCCGCAAGUUGGUGGACAAGCCCGAGUACUCGACCGCGCUCUACAACUCGAAGCUCUCCGGCGAUGCCGGCCAGCUCACCAUUUCUUCCACCCGCGUGUAGGCGUAGGGAAGUAGCUGAUGAGUUGUUCUUAAAGCAAGGCGGCCACCGCCAUGCAUAUCUG
This is a messenger RNA of Thecamonas trahens ATCC 50062, 576 nucleotides long. RefSeq lists its product as uncharacterized. NCBI's taxonomy places the organism in Eukaryota, Apusomonadida, Apusomonadidae. Bases 27 to 515 code for a protein of 162 amino acids. The transcript has 3 exons. The record is from RefSeq and is a predicted model, not a curated record.